CAAAUGUCCGUGGCAAAGAAGGCUAAGAUGGUAUUGAAGGUAUGCACACACUCGGGCUCGUUCCAUGCGGACGAGUCACUCGCGGUCUACAUGAUCAAGCUUUUACCCCGUUUCGCUGACAGUGAAUUGGUCAGAUCCAGAAACCCACUGGAUUGGGAAGCUUCCGACAUUGUUAUUGAUGUUGGUGGUAAGUACGAUGGAGUCAAGUUUUUCGACCACCAUCAACGUGAGUUCAACGAGACUUUCUCCAACUUGUACAAGACCAAAUUGUCCUCUGCCGGGCUCAUUUACAAGCACUUUGGUAAGGAAAUCAUUUCUAACCAUCUUGACUUGAAGGUUGAUGAUGACAACGUUGAACUUUUAUACACCAAGAUCUACAAGGAAUUCAUUGAAGCGCUUGAUGCCAACGAUAACGGGAUCGACAACUAUGCCAAGGAUGCCGAGAAGAAGUUCAACGAUAAGAACAUCACUCUCCCAUCCAUUGUUGGUAAGCUCAACCCUUCAUGGAUCGAUGAACCUACUGAUGCUGACUAUGACGCAGCCUUUGCCGUCAGUUCCAAGCUCAUGGGAGACGUCUUUGUCAGCUUGCUUAACGGCUACGGGAAGUCUUGGCUCCCAGCCAAGACCAUUGUUGCCAGUGCCUUUGAAGACCGUUUUAACGUUGAUGCUCUGGGUAAGAUUUUGGUUUUGGAUCAAUUCUGUCCAUGGAAGGAACACUUGUAUGCGGUUGAAAAGGAACAAGGUCAAGAAGGAUCCAUUGAAUUUGUUUUAUUCCUGGACUCUUCCAAGAAGUGGAGAAUUUCUACUGUUCCAGUGACUUCAACUUCAUUUGAUUUCAGAAAGGGAUUACCAGAAAAAUGGAGAGGUAUUCGUGAUCAAGAACUUAGUGAUCUUACCGGUGUACCAGGAUGUAUUUUCGUUCAUGCUGCCGGAUUCAUUGGUGGUGCUGAACUGAAGGAAGCUGUUUUGGAAUUAGCCAAGAAGAGUUUAUAA
This is a messenger RNA of [Candida] anglica, 993 nucleotides long. Lineage: Eukaryota; Fungi; Ascomycota; Pichiomycetes; Serinales; Debaryomycetaceae. The record is from the annotation of a GenBank genome assembly.